ACCUGCCAUAUUCAAAAACCUCCGCCGCCGCCGCCACCACCACCACAAUGCACAACAUCAACCUCCAAACUCCGCCGCUAUAUCUCCAACGCCACCGCGACAACUACCGCCUCAAAAGACAACACCAAAACCACUCUUUACGUAAUCUUAGCCACCGCCUUAUUUUCCUUCCUCUUCAUCCUCUCCCUUCCUUCCACUGCCACAUCCUCCCGAGCCCUAAUCUCAAACAGACCCGAUCCGGCCCUCUUCCCGAACCGACCCAUAUCCAAAACCGAGAUCCCCUCCGCACCCUCCCCUCCUUCCAUUGCUUACUUCAUAUCCGGUUCAGCCGGCGACUCGGCUCGGAUCCUCCGGCUCCUCUUUGUUACCUAUCACCCGAGAAAUCAUUACCUUCUUCACCUUGACCUCUCUGCUACGCAGACGGAGCGUGAUCGAUUGGCCGUAACGAUCCAAACAGUACCCGUUUUUAGAGCCGCUCGAAACGUCGACGUUAUCGGGAAAUCGGAUUAUGCAUACCCUAGAGGGCCAUCCUCAAUCUCUUCUACUCUUCACGGUGCCUCCAUUUUGCUACGGUUAGCUUCUAAUUGGAAUUGGUUUAUCUCUCUCAAUGCCGGUGAUUACCCGCUUGCUACUCAAGAUGAUCUUCUUCACAUUUUGUCUUACUUGCCGAAAGAUCUCAACUUUGUGAAUCACACUAGUUAUAUCGGCUGGAAAGAGUCCAAGAGAUUGAAGCCGAUAAUCGUCGAUACGGGGCUUUAUCUUUUGGAAAAGGAGGAGAUAUUUUAUGCUACUCAGAAGCGAGAAUUGCCGAAUGCUUUCAGGUUGUUUACAGGUUCAUCAUUUACGAUGUUAACUCGUAAUUUCGUCGAGUUCUGCAUCGUUGGUACCGACAAUCUUCCGAGGACUUUGCUAAUGUAUUUUGCCAAUAUGCCUUAUUCCUUCACCAAUUAUUUCCCUACCAUCCUUUGUAACUCCGAUCAGUUCAAGAACACUGUGAUUAACCAUGACCUACAGUAUGUAGCCUUCAACAAAACCUUUUCAAAGAAGCUUCCCCCUAUGAAGCCUGAAGAGUUUGAUGCCAUGGUUCAGAGCGGAGCUGCAUUUGCAACACAGUUCCAAUUUAACAGUCCUGUACUUGACCGUAUCGAUCAAGAAAUUCUGAAACGCAGCCCUGGCGGAGUUGUACCGGGUGGAUGGUGCUUAGGCGAGGGCAACGACACAUGUUCAGUUUGGGGGGAUGCUGAUAUCUUGAGGCCUGGUCCAGGAGCAAGAAGGCUCGAAAAACGUAUCGUCGAACUACUAUCAGAUGACGGGUAUCGAUCCAAGCAAUGUGUAGAUGAAUGAUCUAAUGGAUCAGUUAACAUGGAGAUUCAUGAAAUUUGGGGAAGCAAAGGGUACUAAUCCUUUUUCAUGCAUGCAGUUGUACCGUGGUUGUUGUAAAGUAGAUUAAAAUUCAUUUGUUUGUCAGCUCAGUAUGUAGUGUUUAUGCUUAACAUGAUGGGGGUUCCACUGUAUGAUUUAGUUCUGAUUUUUGAGAAUUUAAAGCAUUUAGCA
Messenger RNA from Hibiscus syriacus, 1554 nucleotides. RefSeq names its product beta-glucuronosyltransferase GlcAT14A-like. The transcript has 4 exons. Lineage: Eukaryota; Viridiplantae; Streptophyta; Magnoliopsida; Malvales; Malvaceae. The record is from RefSeq and is a predicted model, not a curated record. Gene Ontology annotation, cellular component: membrane. The annotation marks the transcript as partial. Gene Ontology annotation, molecular function: glucuronosyltransferase activity.